Annulohypoxylon maeteangense is the source of this 993-nucleotide messenger RNA. RefSeq lists its product as uncharacterized. The record is from RefSeq and is a predicted model, not a curated record. The coding region runs from base 1 to 993 and encodes 330 amino acids. NCBI's taxonomy places the organism in Eukaryota, Fungi, Ascomycota, Sordariomycetes, Xylariales, Hypoxylaceae. The transcript has 4 exons.
AUGGAUGUGAUACAAAUACGACGACGAUAUCUCGAUGUCAACAUCGCCGAUGGGUCGCUCUGCCAGACCAUUGCCGCGAUCGUCCCUUGCAUGGUACUUGGCUUCGUCGCGCUGGCGAUGCGUCUAGCUUCCAGACACGCCAAAGGGGUGAAAUAUCUCAUGAGCGAUUACCUCGCCAUCUGUGGUUUUAUCUGCUCAUGGGUCGUGUCUUUGAUUGUGAUACAAGAGGCAAGAUUUGGACAAAUUCGCCCAGUGACAGUCUCCCUUCAACGCGAGACCCUCAAGAUCAGUUUCGUCUCGGGAAUUCUCUACGGCACUGGUUUUACCUUGAUAAAGUUGUCCAUUAUUAUGCUCUACCGACAGCUUUUCCCUACGCGCUUCAUCCGUAUAAGUACUGCCAUUUUGGCUGCCUGCGUCGUAGGGUGGGGUCUUGCACUUGUGCUUGCAACCGUCUUUAGCUGUCGGCCUGUUAACGGCUUCUGGGACGUCGAUAUACCUUCCAAAUGUAUCAAUACGAAGUGGUUCUGCGUUGGCAACGGGAUAACUAAUAUGAUCACUGAUAUGUUUCUAUUAUGUCUGCCUGUGCGCGAGGUAUGGCGUCUUCAACUUAGCUGGCGUUCCAAGGCCGGUAUCAGUGGUCUUUUUAUUUUGGGUGGUUUUGUCAUAGUCGCAAGCGGUCUUCGUAUUGGCUCCAUGCUAGUCACCGAGUCUAGCAAUCUCACUUGGACUUAUGUUGAUGUUAGUGUUUGGGCAAGCAUCGAGAUAAACGUUGCCGUUAUGUGUUGUUGCUUUCCCACUGUCCGGCCAAUUCUGGUUUGGCUUGUACCCCAAUCCUUCAAACGCACACGCAGUGGAAAGCCAGAUGAAACGGAUCAACCAAGUUAUAAACUACUCCCCUUACGUAUCAGACCUGUGACUGGAUUUGACCUCAAGAUCCAUAACACUCAAGAUAGUCUUGCCCCGUUGCAGAGUGUGGUUGCUCGGUCGGACUAG